AUGAAUCGACUUCUUCGCUUCGGGUUGGUUAUCAAAAACCUAGUUACACUCUCCACACCAAACAAUCUGAACCGUAUAAACAAAGUCAGUCGAUUCUCUACCACUACAAUAUACAGGCAACCAACUCCUCCUUCCUCGUUCACCGCAAAAGGGUCUAUUCCAGCGUGGGACGAACACGAUCAUCCAACGGUAGAACGCCCCAAAGAUGGCAUAUCCCUAGAAAACUGGCACAAAGGCAUCUACAGUCGGUAUAUCGACUCCAAGCUUGGAGAUGGAGGACCAGCGGAGCACUUGAAGCAUCUUCAGAAAAUGCACAAGCGGCUGCUUCUCAUAUGCGAAACACUCGACCAAGAGAUUGCGGCCUGUAAGAAAGAAGGAGACAAGGAUCACGAAGCUAUAGUUCAGAAUUAUAACAAGUAUGCGAAGUGGAGUGAGGAGGUGAUAUCGGAUCGCCUUGCUGAGGUUAAGAAGUAUGUGGACGGAUUGAAGGGGCGUUGAUAUUG
Molecule: messenger RNA, 503 nt
Organism: Annulohypoxylon maeteangense
Lineage: Eukaryota; Fungi; Ascomycota; Sordariomycetes; Xylariales; Hypoxylaceae
Exons: 1
Coding region: 1-498 (165 amino acids)
Source: RefSeq, a predicted model, not a curated record